Williopsis jadinii is the source of this 1455-nucleotide messenger RNA. Its product is annotated as TauD/TfdA dioxygenase family protein. Gene Ontology annotation, biological process: sulfur compound catabolic process. The record is from RefSeq and is a predicted model, not a curated record. The coding region runs from base 211 to 1404 and encodes 397 amino acids. Gene Ontology annotation, cellular component: cytoplasm. The transcript has a single exon. Lineage: Eukaryota; Fungi; Ascomycota; Saccharomycetes; Phaffomycetales; Wickerhamomycetaceae. Gene Ontology annotation, molecular function: sulfonate dioxygenase activity.
GUAAACGGCUUAAGAUUGAACUGUGGCUGAUUUUACCCCAACUUCUUCCUGGUAUAGUGAUUUAUGGGAACAAUAUGCUCACUUGUACAACGGUUUCAAGUUCAAAACAGGUAUUGUAAUCGAUACUUUAAUAUUAUAUAAAGGAGUGGGAAAACUGGAUUCAAAACGAUAUAUUCAUCCUUUUUGGAUCAGUACUAUCCAAUAACACUUAUGACUACAGCAACUGCAACUGCAACUGCAAUAACAGCUGCAACAGCAAAAUUGACAAUCAAUGAGACACCAUUGGAAACUCUCAAGUCGUCAUUCGUUGUGAGAGCAUCAGAGACUGCUACGGAGCCAAUUGAAAACCCAGAUAAUGUGGCGUUCCCUGAAUGGUUACCAACAUGGGAUCCAGAUCAUACUUUUGAUGCAUAUCCUGAUAAUUACAAUAAAUCAUUUUCAGACAAAGGUUUACUUGCAGAUCCCAACUUGACCAAUUUAUUCCCUAAAGAUGGUGAAGAUUCCGUUCAAGUUAAAAGAUUGACACCAAAGUUUGGAUCUGAAGUUAGAGGUAUUCAAUUAUCACAAUUGAGUGACGCUGCGAAGAACGAUCUGGCUCUAUUUGUCGCACAGCGUGGUGUUGUCGCCUUUAGAGAUCAAGAUUUCAAAACCAAGGGUAUUCAAUUUGCGAGAGAUUUUGGUUCAUAUUUUGGACCUUUACAUAUCCAUCCAGCAACUGGAGCUCCAAAAGGUGCACCGGACUUCCACAUUGUUUAUCACAAACCUAACGUUGAGGAAAGUUUCAAGGGCGAUUUCUCAAAAAUUCCUGACAACAAGUUAUCCUUCAGAACAUGGCACACAGAUAUCACCUUUGAAGAGUAUCCUUCUGGAACAACUUUCUUUGUCGAGUUGGAUUCCCCAGAUGCUGGUGGUGAUACUCUUUUCAGCGAUGCCACCGAGGCCUAUAAGAGGCUAUCACCAAAGGUCCAAGAUUUCGUUUCGGGUCUGAAAGCGGUCCAUACUUUUGACCAGUUUCUACAAUUUGUAAAGGUCACUGGGAAACCACUGCGUAAGCCUGCCCCAGCUGACGUUCUCCACCCAUUGGUGAGAAUUCACCCUGUUACUGAGGAAAAGUCUCUCUUCGUACCACAGGGGUUUGUGAAGAAAAUCGAAGGACUCAAGGAUGAGGAGUCUGAUGCAGUUUUAAAGCUGCUCUUUGACCACGUCAACAACUCCCAGGAUUUACAAGUCCGUGUUCACUAUGAGCCUGGCACCGUUGUUGUGUGGGACAACAGACGUGUGCUUCACUCUGCUGUUGUUGACGUUGAGCCUGAAAAGACUCGUCAUUUCUACAGAAUUACUCCGCUCGCAGAGAGACCGGUGCUUUCAAAGGAAGAAUUGGAGGAGUGGAAUCGUCAGAAGUAGGCACUUGUAUAAUCAAGGUUUAAUCUUUACGUGAAACAGCGAGCUCCCCUC